This is a messenger RNA of Dipodomys ordii (Ord's kangaroo rat), 2250 nucleotides long. It is a transcript of the gene Ccdc69, whose product is annotated as coiled-coil domain containing 69. Gene Ontology annotation, molecular function: microtubule binding. Gene Ontology annotation, cellular component: cytoplasm; nucleus. The transcript has 11 exons. Bases 1 to 1110 code for a protein of 369 amino acids. The record is from RefSeq and is a predicted model, not a curated record. Lineage: Eukaryota; Metazoa; Chordata; Mammalia; Rodentia; Heteromyidae.
AUGGGGGAGCUUAUGUACACCCUUGCCCGAGAGCUUGCCCUCCGCCUGGAGCCCUGCCGUAAUUGCUGGAUUAGAUCAGCCCCGGAUUUCAGCCAGGAGGGCAGGGCCAAAGACACCAGUGUCUUUGGGAUCCUCAGCUUCCUCCUGAAUCAUUCCAGAAGCAUUGCAAAACCCAAAGGGCUCUUAGAUUUCCCAUUGCCCAAUGUCUUGCUGUGGAGAAGAGGAAACAGAAGCCCAGAGAGGGGAGGAUACUCACCCAAAGUCACUCAGCAAAGGCACCAAGAAGCCAGCCGGCCACCCCACCCAGAGCCACAGGAACUGAGUCCCCUUCACAAGGAUGCGGCCACAACUGUCCAGCUGUGUGUGUCGGAGGAAGUCCAACAGCAUGAGGCGGACAUAGCCAGAAUUCUCCAGCAGCAUGAAGAAGAGAAGACGAAAUGGGCUCAACAGGUAGAGAAGGAGAGGGAGCUAGAGCUUCAAAAGAGGCUGGAUGAGCAGCGAAGUGCCAUGGAGGAAAAGCAUGAAGAAGACCUGCAAGUCCUCCGGGCCUCCUAUGAGAAGGAGAAAGAAGCCUUUACCCACUCCUUCCAGGAGGCCAAAGCUGCCCUUCAGGACACCAUAGCCAGACUAACCUCACAGCUGGAGGCCUUUCAGGCCAAGAUGAAGAGGGUAGAGGAGUCCAUUCUAAGCCGGGACUAUAAGAAGUACAUCCAGGAUUAUGGGAGCCCCAGCCCAUUCUGGGAACAAGAGGUGGAGAGCUUGCACUUUGUCAUCGAGAUGAAGAAUGAGCGGAUUCAUGAGCUAGACAAGCGGCUGAUGCUCAUGGAAACAGUGAAAGAAAAAAAUCUGAUGUUAGAAGAAAAAAUCACCACUCUGCAGCAAGAGAAUGAAGAUCUCCACGUCCGAGCUCGGAACCAGGCAAUGGUGUCAAGGCAGCUCUCAGAAGAUCUGCUUCUAGCCCACCAGGCCCUGGAGGAAGAGACACGGAUCAGGCGACAACUAGAACAAGAGAAGGAGGAGCUGGUGUACCGGGUUCUGGGGGCUGAUGCGCCAUCUACCUACCCCCGGGCCUCUGUUACCCCCACAGAAAUCUCCUUCCUCGCCACCUAGCAGGCAGGCCAUGAUACCUGUGGCCAUGCAACUUCCUUCCAAAGAGAAGACAGUGGGGCCUGUCAGCUUUUUUCUCAGGAAGGAGUGGGACAGGGUGUACAGGGGAAUCUGGGAAUAAGCAUACCCAAGGAGCCUUGGGAGCCUGGGGUCACAGGAAACCACCUCUGGGGGGAGCUCAUCCAGUUGUCCCAGGGAACAAGCAAGAAGAGCCUUUUCCUCCCAGCCCCCUCUCGCUGCCCAAAUCAGGUCGUUCUGAAGUCAACCCUGCACCUGACAAAGAGGCGACAACCCCAGCUCCAGCUUGUCAGCUUGGCUGUCUAUGUGCCAGCUUGUCAGUUUCCUCUCAGCCUCAGUUUACCCCUGCUCUAAGAGAGUUGAGGUUGACUGUCCAAUGACUCAAGUCACUCCAGGAUCUUCUGAAGAUCAGCCUGGGAGUGAGAGGGGGGAGUUCCACAUCCUGGGCCUCAGAAUAGAAAGGUGAGUGACAGAGAGGCCGUCCCUUGCAGCCAUUCCAGCCUGGAACCACUCUGGAUGCCAGAUUGGUCAGCUCAGGGGGCAGUAGCCACGCCCCCACUGCCUGCGCCAGGUCUGGAUUGGCCCCCAACCUUCUGACUCCUCCAGUCUUAGUGACAGCUGGACUCAGGGGCCACAUUAGUGGGAUGGAGAACUCUCAACAGGCUGAGCUGAAAUCUCAUCUUUGUGCAGAUAAGGAGAGCAGAGUACAGACUCUACCAAGUCAAGACCAGGGCCUCCUCUGCCCUACUGGUCUUCUCCCUCUGCUUAUUUUCUUCCAGGCCCUGGGAAGGUCAAUCUGACCUAGUCUUUGUCCACCUUACUCCACCUACCAGCCUGCCCUGUAGUCUUUGUCCUACCCUUAUUCAGUGCCUUCUUCUCCUCCAGCCACCUGACCUCAGGGCCCUGGACCCUGGGCUCUCAGCUUCUCUCCAUCAGUGAAUAGGGAUGGUGGCAGUGGCUGACCUCUCAGUCUGUGGAUUUCAGAUCCUUCUCAGGAACUUCAGGUCAGCUGGAGACUGUAAUUACCCUUCCUCCUGCCCAGAGCAUUGUCAUCCAUGGUGGCUCACGCCUGUAAUCCUAGCUACUCAGGAAGCUGAGAUCUGAGGAUCGGGGUUUACAGCCAGC